AUGAUAGAAAUGAUAAUCAUUGACAAGGUUCACCUUGAUUCUUUUGGACAACCGGUGGAACGUUUUAGCGAGACGAUUGCAGCAUUUUUCUGUUUCAAUAACAAAUUUUUCUACGUGAUGAUGUCGCUGUUUCAGUAUCUUCAUACAGCCGGCAUCGCUCAUCGUGACCUGAAACCGUCAAACCUGUUGGUGAACAGCGACUGUACCCUGCGUAUUGCCGAUUUUGGUAUGGCAAAAUUGGCCAUGAGGGAUCAAAUUGAUGAAGCUGAUGAACAUUGCUUCUAUAUGACGCAACACGUCGCCACUCUUCCGUACAGAGCACCAGAGCUACUGUACGUGAUGCCAGAACAUUCGACAGCUGUUGAUAUGUGGGCUGUUGGAUGUAUUUUCGCCGAGAUGAUAUUGAGACGUGAACUGUUCCCAGGACGUAGUGUUUCUGGUCAAAUCAAAAUCAUUCUCACAAUGCUUGGCGCUCCAUCUCAAAAAAUUCUGGACGAGAUACGUUGUGAACGUACGCGACGACUCAUUGAAAAUUUUGGCGACCACGCCCAACGACCAUGGCCCGAAAUUAUGUAUUGCAGAGAACGUGAGAACAGUAUGAUGCAGGUGUCGGACGAGAUGAUCGACUUGAUUUCCAAGCUAAUCGUUGUUGACGUUGAAGAUCGAAUUGAUGUCCAGGGCGCUCUCAAUCAUUCAUACAUCACACAAAGUAUCAGUCCCGAUCAGCUGCGUGCCCAGAAAACUUGUCCAUUCAAGGUAAAAAUGGAUAUGGCAGCCGUUGAAACGCUUACACAUCAGGAAUUAACCCAAGCGUUGAAUAGGGAUGUACGAUCAGCCGACUGUUCCAUCUAUUCAGUACAUUCUGGAGGUAAGACUUGA
Cooperia oncophora is the source of this 879-nucleotide messenger RNA. The record is from the annotation of a GenBank genome assembly. NCBI's taxonomy places the organism in Eukaryota, Metazoa, Nematoda, Chromadorea, Rhabditida, Trichostrongylidae.